Messenger RNA from Molossus molossus (Pallas's mastiff bat), 3311 nucleotides. RefSeq names its product zinc finger protein 598, E3 ubiquitin ligase (gene ZNF598). Gene Ontology annotation, molecular function: ribosome binding; ubiquitin protein ligase activity. The transcript has 12 exons. Lineage: Eukaryota; Metazoa; Chordata; Mammalia; Chiroptera; Molossidae. Gene Ontology annotation, biological process: rescue of stalled cytosolic ribosome; protein ubiquitination. The coding region runs from base 1 to 2748 and encodes 915 amino acids. The record is from RefSeq and is a predicted model, not a curated record.
AUGGCGGCGGCGGCGGCUACGGCGGCGACGGCAGCAGCAGACGCCGAUAGUCUGCGCGCAGCCCUGGAGGCGGCGACGGUGGCGCCGGAGCGAGGCGGCGGGAGCUGCGUGCUGUGCUGCGGAGAUCUGGAGGCCACGGCGCUGGGCCGCUGUGACCACCCGGUGUGCUACCGCUGCUCCACCAAGAUGCGGGUGCUGUGCGAACAGCGAUAUUGCGCCGUGUGCCGCGAGGAGCUGCGCCAGGUGGUCUUUGGGAAGAAGCUUCCUGCCUUUGCUACAAUCCCCAUUCACCAGCUGCAGCAUGAGAAGAAGUAUGAUAUCUACUUUGCUGAUGGGAAAGUGUUUGCCUUGUAUAGGCAGCUGCUGCAGCACGAGUGCCCAAAGUGCCCUGCACUGCCACCUUUCGUCCUCUUCGGGGACCUGGAGCAGCACAUGAGGAAACAGCAUGAGCUCUUCUGCUGCAAGCUGUGCCUCAAACACCUCAAGAUCUUCACGUAUGAGCGCAAGUGGUACUCACGCAAGGACCUGGCGCGGCACCGCAUGCAGGGAGACCCUGAUGAUACGUCGCACCGUGGGCACCCACUCUGCAAGUUCUGUGAUGAGCGUUACCUGGAUAAUGAUGAGCUGCUAAAGCACCUGCGUCGAGACCACUACUUCUGCCACUUCUGUGAUUCAGAUGGGGCCCAAGACUACUACAGCGACUAUGCUUAUCUGCGUGAGCACUUCCGGGAGAAGCACUUCUUGUGCGAGGAGGGCCGCUGCAGUACCGAGCAGUUCACCCAUGCCUUCCGCACCGAGAUUGACCUUAAGGCCCACAAGACAGCCUGUCACAGUCGGAGCCGUGCUGAGGCCCGCCAGAACCGCCAGAUCGACCUGCAGUUUAGCUACACACCACGACACUCACGCCGGAAUGAAGGGAUCGUCAGUGGCGAGGACUAUGAGGAGGUGGACAGGUAUAACCGUCAAGGCCGAGCAGGCCGGGCCAGUGGCCGUGGAGCCCAGCAGAGUCGCCGAGGAAGCUGGAGGUACAAGAGGGAAGAAGAGGAUCGAGAAGUGGCAGCUGCCAUCCGGGCCUCGGUGGCCACGCAGCACCAGCAGGAGACGCACAGGAGCGAGGACCGGGAAGAGGGCAGCAGGCUCAAGAAAGAGGAGGCAGGGAUAUGGGGAGCUGAGGAGCCUCGGGGGCCCCGGCGCCUGCUCCGGACUCAGGGUGAAGGCCCAGGCCCCAAAGAAGCUUCAACAAACGGUCCUGUAAGCCAAGAGGCCUUCCCAGCCACAAACCCAGCUGCAGGGGCCACACUUCUGAGCACCCUCCCGCCCCCCACUUCGAAGCUCAAGGAUGAAGAUUUCCCCAGUCUCUGCACCUCUACUUCCUCCUCCUGCUCCACGGCAGCAGCCCUGGGCCCUGUGGGGCUGGCACUGGUAUACCCAGUUCCCACCAGGGGCAGGAGCACCUUCCAGGAGGAUGACUUCCCUGCCCUGGUGUCCUCCACCUCUAAGCCCAGCACAGCCCCCACCAGCCUCAUCUCUGCCUGGAAUAGCAGCAGCAGCAGCAAGAAGGUGGUGCAACCCACCCCAGGGGCCCAGGCUGCUGGUGGGGGCAGUCAGCCCCCCAGGAAGGCUGGGAAGGGGGGUAAGGGCAGCAAGAAGGGUGGGCCACCCACCACGGAGGAGGAGGAAGAGGAGGAUAGCCACACUGGCCUCACCACCCAGGAGCUGCGGAGUGUGCCCACAACGGUCGCUGUCUCCUCCCUGCUGGCAUUGGCCUCCACCCAGACCUUCACCAAAGUUGGCAAGAAGAAGAAGGUGGGCUCCGAGAAGCUGGGUGCCACAUCACCCCUGCCACUGCCACUACCCCCUGAAAAAGUUGGGCCCCCUGGGGCUGAGCAGGCCCAUCUGGCUCCCACUGGCAGAGCUGAGGGGCCAGUCACUGUCAUCGUCAAUGGACACACAGAGGGGCCGGCCCCUGCUCGGAGUGUCCCCAAGGAACCCCCUGGGCUCCCGCGGCCGCUGGGGCCCCUCCCCUGCCCCACACCCCAGGAAGACUUCCCAGCACUCGGCGGCCCCUGCCCACCCAGGAUGCCCCCUCCCCCAGGCUUCAGCACUGUGGUGCUCCUGAAGGGCACUCCGCCCCCACCUCCGCCAGGUCUGGUGCCCCCAAUCAGCAAGCCGCCCCCUGGCUUCUCCGGCCUGCCUAGCCCCCACCCAGCUUGUGUCCCCAGCACUACCACCACCACAAAAGCACCCAGGCUGACACCAGUGCCCCGGGCCUACCUGGUCCCUGAGAACUUCCGGGAGAGGAACCUACAGCUCAUCCAGUCCAUCAAGGACUUCCUGCAGAGUGAUGAAACCCGCUUCAGCGAGUUCAAGAGUCACUCGGGGGAGUUUAGACAGGGCAUGAUCUCCGCAGCCCAGUAUUAUAAAAGCUGCCGAGACCUGCUUGGGGAGAACUUCCAGAAGAUAUUCAAUGAGCUGCUGGUGCUCCUGCCUGACACAGCCAAGCAACAGGAGCUUCUGUCUGCACACACGGACUUCCGAGGCCAAGAGAGGCUUCCCAGCACCAAGUCAAAGAAGAACAAGAGGAGUGCAUGGCAGGCCAGCACCCAGCAGGCGGGCCUGGACUGCUGUGUGUGCCCUACCUGCCAGCAGGUACUUGCAAAUGGUGACGUCAGCAGCCACCAGGCUCUGCACACUGCCCAGGAUGAUGACUUCCCCUCCCUGCAAGCUGUUGCCAGGACCCUCACAUAGCUUCCGCCAUGUGGGCAGGAGCUGGCCACACCUGUGAGCCUCCUUUGUCCCUCUUCCUCCUCCUCCUGGGUUGCCAGGCAGCCAGGUAAGGCCCUGGUGAGGCCGUCUGCUCAGGCCCUUUGCUUGAUCGGCCCACCAGGAGUCACAAGGACAGCCCACUUAACCAUGUCAGCACAGUUAGGCAGGAGUCCAUCUGGUUUCCUCCUGGGAACUGGGCAGAUACCCCUGCCUAGUGGUGGGCCAGUCUUGGUUUGUAUCUAAUGAUUUUGGAAGCUGCCACAGGAGGGAAGGGCUGGGCUGCCGGGACUUGUCCAUGCUGUCAGAGCUAGUGGCCACAGCAGCCCAAUCUGGGACCUCUAGAGCCUGAGGGCUGCAGCACCAUGGCCCCCAAGCCUGAAGCUGUGGGUCCACUGGUGCGCUGGAGUAAGGUAUUGAGUGUGUUGUGUAAACAGUUGGCUGUUUCAUGAUUCAAGAAUAUUCAGGAUUAAAAGCAGACACAAAAUUGUGCUACUUGAAGUUAAAUCUUUCUACGAGACAAGCUGAAUCUGGGCUCUCAGAUUGCC